Molecule: messenger RNA, 1047 nt
Organism: Cucurbita pepo subsp. pepo (vegetable marrow)
Lineage: Eukaryota; Viridiplantae; Streptophyta; Magnoliopsida; Cucurbitales; Cucurbitaceae
Source: RefSeq, a predicted model, not a curated record
AUGAGAGUUUCUUUUUUGUUAGAAGCAUUUAUUGAUCCGUCUGGAAGUUCAAGGCCGCCGUUUCUCGACCCCGAACUUCACACCUACUUCAGAGAAUUGGGCCGUAAAUACGGGCCCAUAGUAAAGCUUCAACUCGGUAGAAAGGUGGGUAUAGUCGUCAAUUCACCCUCCGUGGCACGUGAGAUUUUGAAGGACCACGAUGUCACGUUCGCCAAUCGUGACGUUCCUCAGGCUGGGAGAGUCGCCUCGUACGGCAGUUCCGACAUUGUUUGGACCCCGUACGGAGCCGUGUGGCGCAUGUUGAGAAAAGUUUGCGUGCUCAAGAUGCUCAGCAACGCCGCUUUGGAGUCCGUAUACGAGCUCCGCCGUAGAGAGGUCAGAAACACCGUCGCUAAACUGUACCGGCGAGGCGGGUCGGCGGUGAAUGUGGGAGAGCAGAAGGGGGACCAGAGGGAUAGCCUUGCAGCUGAGUUCAGAGAGACAGUUUCCGACAUGACUGAGCUACAGGGAAGGCCUAUUGUUUCUGACUUUUUUCCAAGCUUGGCUCGUUUCGAUCUCCAGGGCAUUGAAAAGCAGAUGCACAAGCUUGCUCACAAAUUCGAUACCAUUUUCGAGAAUAUGAUCAAUCAACGAUUGAAAAUUGGCGGUGGGGAAGACGGCGAGAGUGCCAAGAAUAAAGAUUUUUUGCAGGUCUUGCUUGAGGUGAAAGAUGUUGGCGACUCCAAAACUCCUUUCACCGUCACCUGCUCACUCUGGCAAUUCGGACAACCAUCGUCCAAAGUCGCCGGAGGAGAUGUGACAACGAUAAGGAGCGGAAGUGAGGGGAGAAUAACGCUCCAGUACCUAUUAUUCACGAAGGGUAACUACACAACAUUGUUGAUAAAGAUGCGUGUUAACUUACAGACACAAGGUGUGUGGGACGCCAUUGAGCAUGAUAACGACGUCGAGCAGCGUAGGGACAGGACGACUCUUGUUGCCUUCUACCAAGCAGUCUCGGAGGACAUCAUUCUCAUGUUGGCAGAAAAGGACUCUACAAAGGCAGCAUGA